Messenger RNA from Maylandia zebra (zebra mbuna), 2431 nucleotides. RefSeq names its product MAGUK p55 subfamily member 4. Gene Ontology annotation, molecular function: protein binding. The record is from RefSeq and is a predicted model, not a curated record. Lineage: Eukaryota; Metazoa; Chordata; Actinopteri; Cichliformes; Cichlidae.
UUCAUGUUGUUGGCGUUGACUGCUUCUGACACACUCGCCCUACUGGUUCCUUUCAACUGAGAAAUCCCACACUGAACAAUUGGACCACAGGAAGGGAAUUGGAAUAACCCUUUCAUUCUCUUCUGAACAAUUACCAUGAAACAAGCAAUGGAGGAUGGUGUCAGUGUGGUACUAUCCAGUGUGGUGAAGGAUGUUGACCAAGCUGUUAGCAGGAACAUUAAUGGUGCUCAGCUUUUGCAUGAACUACUGAGUGCACCGUGGCUUUGUGCCCUGCUGAAGAUUUAUGAGUGCCUGUUAAAGUUCCAGAGACUGACACCAAGCCCCGUUUUGCCUUAUGCUGCAGGACUCUCACAUGAGGUCAUAACUGCAAUACUGACAGCUCAAAAGCCUUCAGCUCCAGCUAGAGAGUUGUGCAGCCUCCUGAGCUCACCUCAUAUCCAGGCUCUCUUGUCAUCUCAUGACAGUGUUGCACAGUCAGACUAUGAGCCUGUCUUACCCCCUCUGCCUGAUGAAAUACCAGAGGAUGAGGAGGCAAUGAGGAUUGUGUGUCUUGUAAAGAACAACCAGCCUCUGGGUGCAACUAUAAGAAAGGAUGAGGCGACGGGAGAUAUCUCUAUUGCCCGGGUGAUUCAUGGAGGAUUGGCUGACCGCAGUGGACUUCUACAUCCUGGAGACCUAUUAGUGGAGGUAAAUGGAAACCCAGUGGUGGGCCUGGAACCAGAACAGGUCAUCCAUAUACUGGCCAAUUCCCAAGGCACUAUCCUGUUUAAAAUCAUUCCAAAUCCAUCUCAGGCCAUCCUCAGCCAGACACCAGUAUGUAUGAGGGCAAUGGUAGACUACUGCCCUCUGCAGGAUUUUUCCAUCCCAUGUCCAGAUGCAGGAAUGGCAUUCAGCAGAGGAGACCUUCUUCAGGUGGUUGACCAGUCAGAUGGACAGUGGUGGCAAGCCAGGAAACUGCCAUGUGCUACAUCCUGCGCUGGUCUGAUUCCCUCGGCCAGCAUGCUGAAGAGUAAACAGAGGGAACAAUGGUGGUGUCAGCCUUUACAGGUUCAUACCUGCAUCAGACCACUGACCCUGACUGCUAACGAGGAAAAUCCUGCAAAUUCUGAUGAGAAACAUGCAAUAACAGAUCUGGAGGAAAUAAAUUUUGAUGAAGCUGAAUCUGAUGUUACUGAUGGAAUCUACCUGGCUGGUUUCCGUCGAAGUUUCCGUGUCUGGAAGAGGACUUCCUACAGGAAGCGACGACAGUCGUGCACCACCUGCUCCCCCAACACCAAUGCUUUGUCCACCCCCUAUGAGGAAGUGGUUUUGUACCAGCGCCCUCCUCAGGAGAACCACCGCCUCAUCAUCCUCGUUGGUGCUUCAGGAGUUGGAGUAAAUGAACUUAGGAAGAGACUCAUCAAACUGAAUCCUUCGACAUUCCAGGGACCAGUGCCUCACACCACUCGCUCAAUCAGAGCAGGGGAGCAGAACGGUAGAGAGUACCACUUUGUUACCAAAGAACUGUUUGAGUACAUGGUCUGCAACCACAGAUUUUUGGAAUAUGGGGAGAGUAAAGGUCAGCUGUAUGGAAUUAGCACUGAUGCCAUUGAUGAGGUGCUAAAACGAGGGCGGAUGUGUAUCAUUGACGCCGAGCCCCAUAGCAUCCAGCUGUUGCGAACAAAGAAAUUUAAACCCUAUGUAAUUUUCAUCAAACCACCCAGCCCAGACAGACUCAGGGAAACUCGCAGAGAUGCUCGAAUCAUCACCAAUUAUGCCAUCAACAGAGUUUUCUCAGAGGAAGACUUUGCAGAGCUUGAAGAGACAUCAAAGCCGAUUGAAGCAAAGUACAAGCAGUUUUUUGACAGUGUCCUGGUGAACGAUGACCUACAGGACGCUUGCAUAGAGCUCUGUUCCAUCAUUCAGCAGGCACAGGAUGAACCACAGUGGAUACCUGUAAGCUGGGGAAGAGCAGAGGAUUAGCACAGGGGAAGAAUAAAAUACUAAAGAGAUACAAAAUGACAACGUGAAAGUGAAAUAAGAAGAAACAGGCAGAAAUAAGUAUUUAAAGACACGGUGAAAUCCUCAGAGCAGAACAUAAGGAUAAUACAUUUAUAAGGGAUGAACAGAUAAUCAGUCAUAUGAUUAUGAUGUGACACUAUCCAUGAUGUCAUAUCUUUGCAAUUUGGGAACAAAACUCUUUAUUUGUAUCCAGUGGUUGGUAACCCUAGCAACAGUUUGUUGUUUCAUGUUACAUGCUGUUACAUGGUGUUGAACACUACACUUUAAUUAUAUUUCAUAUAAUCACUCCCACUUUUGAUGCUGUUUUUUUCAGUGACAGCUGUUCAAUGUAUUUACUUUCAGUCUUUCAGUCUUUGCCUCUCUGUGCUGUAGUGAUAUCUUAUUGGUAUGUUGUGGUUUAGAGGCUAGGUAGGCUGCAUUUUUAAUUUGA